Molecule: messenger RNA, 3403 nt
Organism: Colossoma macropomum (tambaqui)
Lineage: Eukaryota; Metazoa; Chordata; Actinopteri; Characiformes; Serrasalmidae
Gene: stau2
Product: staufen double-stranded RNA binding protein 2
Source: RefSeq, a predicted model, not a curated record
UGGUUCGGUCCGUGUCAUCAGUUCUCUUUAGUGUUUGCCGAUGUUGGAGGUGUGAGUGGGUCUGGCUGUGGAAAAAAGAUAGAGAGCAUGGCUCAAGUGAAAGUGCAGACAUCAGCACCCCAGUCUGUGCCCGGCCUGGUGCCCUCUGUGCCCGCUGUGCCCAGUCCAGGAGCUUUGGGUCUGCAGCCCACUGUAAAUGGCACAGUGCCCACCACGAUGCCCGCCUGCUCCAGUCCGCCCGCUGGCUUCGUGGACUCCACUGUGCCCGCCAGCCCACCAGGUCCUCCCCAGGAUAACAUGGCAAACCCCAAAGAGAAAACUCCCAUGUGUCUGGUGAAUGAGUUAGCCCGUUUCAACAGGAUACAACCACAGUACAAGCUGCUGAAUGAAAGGGGGCCUGCCCAUGCUAAGAUCUUCACGGUGCAGCUGUGUCUGGGGGAGCAGGAGUGGGAGGCUGAGGGCACCAGCAUUAAAAAAGCUCAACACUCCACAGCCACUAAAGCUCUGGCUGAAAGCAGCUUACCCAGACCUCCGCCUCGCUCCCCUAAAGUGGACACCAACAGCAACCCAGGCAGCAUCACACCAACAGUGGAGCUGAAUGGCCUGGCAAUGAAGAGAGGGGAACCGGCCAUCUACAGACCGCUGGACCCUAAACCCGUCCCCAACUACAGAGCCAACUACAACUUUAGAGGAAUAUUCAACCAGAGGUACCAUUACCCAGUGCCGAAGGUGUUUUAUGUGCAGCUGACUGUUGGGAACAAAGAGUUUAUUGGUGAAGGUCGGACUCGCCAAGCUGCCCGACACAAUGCUGCCAUGAAGGCCCUUCAGGCUCUGAGGAACGAACCCAUCCCAGAGAGACCACCUCAGUGUCCAGAGGAGAAAAAGGGCGUGGAAGAAAACAGUGAUGCCAGCAAGUCAGAGAUCAGCCUGGUGUACGAAAUCGCUCUCAAGCGGAACCUUCCUGUCAGCUUUGAGGUGCUGAAGGAGAGCGGCCCGCCGCACAUGAAGAGCUUCCUGACCCGCGUUACUGUGGGAGAAUUCUCGGCCGAGGGUGAGGGCAACAGCAAGAAACUUUCCAAAAAGAGAGCAGCUUUCUCCAUCCUGCAGGAGCUAAAGAAACUGCCGAUCAUUCCAGUGGUGGAAAAACCCAAACUGCAUUACAAGAAACGCCCCAAAACCAUAUUAAAGACUGGACCGGAGUACGGCCAGGGCAUGAACCCCAUCAGCAGACUGGCUCAGAUCCAACAGGCCAAGAAGGAGAAGGAACCUGAAUACAUGCUGCUGUCUGAGAGAGGGAUGCCCCGCCGCAGAGAGUUCAUCAUGCAGGUGAAAGUAGGUGCUGAGGUGACCACAGGAAGUGGACCCAAUAAAAAAGUGGCCAAGCGUGCAGCCGCUGAGGCCAUGCUGCUGCAACUAGGCUAUAAAGCUUCAACCGUGCAGGAUUCGCCAGACAAGUCACAGAUGGAUAAUAAAGGUUGGAAUGGACAGAGGGCCGGUUUUCCUGAAGCGUCAGCGAACACACAGAAAGGAAUUCUGCACCUCUCCCCGGAUGUGUAUCAGGAGAUGGAAGCCAGUCGGAAUAAAGGUGGCUCUGGAGCAUCCGUCAGCUUCAUGAGCACUAAAGAACUGGGCCAGGGGUCUGCUGGACCUUUCUACAGCUCCCCUGGUAGCAGCAGCACCGCCUCCAUGGCCAGGGAGCUGCUGAGUGGGACCCCCACAGGGGAAGGACUGAAGGGUAAACCCACCACGCUGACCUGCAGCUCCGUCCAGCCAUCACAGCAGCUCGAGUACCUAGCUCACAUCCAGGGCUUUCAGGUGCAGUAUACAGACGGACAGACUGACAAAGAAUUUAUGACCUAUCUGACCCUUUCACCUGUCCAAAUGACUUUCCAUGGCAUUGGGAGUUCCAUUCAAGCUAGCCAUGACCAGGCUGCUCUUAGUGCCUUGAAACAGCUUUCAGAACAAGGACUGGACCCAGUGGAUGGACCAAUUAAUGUAGAGAACGGAUCAUGUGAAAUACAAGCGAAGCACCUGGCCGAGAGGACGGACAGUAAACAGACUAACUCAGGCACCACCGCUCAGGACUGCAAGGAUUCAAAGGCCGUCGUCUAGGAGCUGAAACCUCCAUCGCUCCGUUGGAGCCUCGCGACCGCCACUGUAUCCUUCACACGUGUCAACAUGCAAUAGGGUGGAUGUGUCCCAAGAAACGACGAUUUAGAGGAUUUAAAAAAAGCAUUCUUUCAGUCUAUGUGAAGACAACACUAUCUUAACACAUUUAUUUACUAUGGAGAAAUUAACUAUUAAAAGAAGCAAGCAAAUGUAAAAAAAAAAGAGAAAAACUAAUCAGAUAAUGAGUUAAUGCAUGGUACUGUUGACUUUAAAAGAAAUUUAAAUGACUAUAUAGAGCAUUUCCCUGAUCGAUAGAUGUUUUGAUUUUGUUUUUUUGUUUUUUUUUCACUUAGUCUCCAAGUGGUAUGGAUAAAAACAGGUGUAUAUCAUGCCAUUGAUAUAAAAUGAAACAUUAUAAGGGUAAAGCAAAGUUCCGUAGUUUAUCUUUUUUGGGGGGGAGGGGUUACAUUGUUUUCUUUUACUUUUAAUCUAUGAAUAACAGUGCUUGAGUAUUUAAAGAUUAACCAAUGGCAGUGCUGUGAAAGUUGUAGUUGUUGUCUUCAUAUAUAGUCACCCAGCUUACCUUUUAUGCUGACAUAAAGCAUUCAUUUAUCUAUAUGGAUGUGUAUGACUUGCAGAGUAUCAUAUGCAGAAGAAAAAACUAAAGGAUAAAACUGGUGUUAGAACUAAAAAGUAGAGGCUAAAGGAAACCUAAAGUACCCCAGUGAAUGGAACUGGAGGCUUCAGUAAAGAAAAUACCGACUGCCUUGCCCUCUAAAAUGACGUACCAUAAAAACAGAAUUACCUGAAAGGUUUUUAACAAGAAUACAGUAUUUUUUUUUGCAUCAUUUUGGGUAAUGCAAAUCUUCUAGAAUCACCAAUUCUCUGAACAAGGAAACACUGCUAACUAGUACAUUGAGGGGGGAAACUGGUAUACUGACCUUGCAACUUCCUGCUAAUUCUGUUUCUACGGUUCUUCUCCUCACAGUUUUGUCCAACACAUCUACACCCAUGUUGUGUGUUGUAUUGACUUAAUGCAUCAACUGAGUGCUUUUAAUAACUGCAUUCUGGAGGAGCUUUGAAAAGAGACGCUGUUUUGCUGUUUGUUUUUCCCAGAACAGCUUUUCUUUCCAAAUCCACAUGAUCCCAGUGAAUUAAAAAGAUUGAUUACUUGAAUCUGUUUAAGUUCACUUUGCCUGGAGGGCAUUUUUUUUCUCUCUGUUGGAUGCACAGUAUGAUAAAAGGUUUCAGUUUUGAAAUGCAGUAAAAUCACAUCAGUUCGUGUUGAAAAAUA